GUCGAUUGAUCAAAGCAUAAGGGACUCCCCAACUUACUUGCAAACUGUGUCAAGAUUCUACCAUUAACAAAUUCAAGCAGUAGAUCCAAGAAUUAAACCUAAAUUGGCACUUCAGGAUGAGUUUUCUCAGCUCUGAUCCCUAGUUAUCAUUUCCUCAAAUAAUGUAUAUCGUGAUCUAGGUGCAGAGGACCACUCAUGAAUUCCUAGUUGGCAACCUUCGUUAGUAGGAAAUUAGAAGAGAAACAAGCUUAUUCCCUAUUUCGUAAACCCUGAUUGUACCUUUCUUUCCUCAAAACUUAUUGGCACAAACUUGGAUUUGACGCAGAUGAUUGUUCAGGAACUAAGCAACAAGGCAAUGUCGCCAGCGCGCAAUGCCUUUAUCUUCAAGCUCAGUCAAAAUCCUCAUCCCGACGUCUACCAACUUUGGUUCAACAUACACCAGUUGAUUUUCCUCUGCAACUCCAAACAUAAGUCGGCUCAAGAUUGUCCUGUCAUGGCUGUCGAAGAAGUUCCCAUCAACAUAAAUUCCUAGUCCUCGACGCACCAGAGUCAUCGUCGGAUAGAGCACUUCUGAUCAACGAGGAGAAGAGGGCAGAGACGACGCCGAAGAGUAGCUCCAACAACCGCCGUAGAAUAGGGAAGGAGAAUGAUGGGCGGGGAAAAAUGGAAUUUCCGAUAAACGCGGUGCUCAAGUGAAAACACAAUCCCCUAUAACCUCAAAACUUGAUAUUGGAUAGAGUAAGUUUUGCAUAAAACUAUUCGUUGAUGAAUCGUCAAAGCUCUUUGGGCUAGGCCUAGCAUUCAAAAAUGACUUCUGAUUCCAAUGACACUUGAAAAUGAUAUUUUUCCACUCACAUUUAGGAUAAAAAUAACUUCUAUGUGAUACAUUCAUGGUUGAUUUUAUAUAGAAAUCAUAUAAGAUGUCCAACAUGAGAUCAUUAGAGACUUUAGGUGUGUUUUUGUACUAUAUGUUGCCAAUUGGGUAGCUUUUGGUGAUUUUCAGGUACAAACAAGAUUAAAAUGAAUCAUGGAAAGAGCAUAUACCAUAAUAGAGCAAAGCUCAAUCCUGGUUUUUUCUCUUGAGUCCGAUGUAAAAUUUUUUGGGUUGUUGCUUAGGUUGGUUGCUGGUUGUUUUUGUUCUCUUAUUUGUGGUUGUCCGCUGGUUUCUCCAGCUGCUUGCUUUUCUCUGUUUUUUCUGCUUUUUUUUUCUUUUGGAUUUCCUGGCCUCUUCCAGUCAUCCCUUGUGACUGCUGGCCAGUCUUUGGCUUUUUUGUACUCUUUCUCUUAAUUCAAUUUCACCAUUAUAGAAAGAAAAAAAAAAUCAGUGGCCGAUCUACCACCCCAACCUAGAGUCAGAAAAUCCUAUCGGCAUAAUAAGCAAACGAUUUCCAUCUAUAAGUUUUCCACAUAUAUUUAGGCGAAUCCGAGUUCAAGAUGUAUGGGUUAUUGUCGUGCAAGUCAAGGAAAAGGAGUUCUAGUUCAUUUAAUAAGGAGAAAAUUAUUAGGCUUUUGACUUUGGGGAGUUAAUAUAAAUAGGGGGUUUGUAUUCAGUUGAAAAGGCAUAUGGAACUUCAAGUGGUGAAAAGUAUCCCCAUUUUGCGGUGAACUACGACCAGUUUUGUGAUCCCUAAACUCUAGUAGUUUAGCAUCGCAAGAGAAAAGAGUAGCAACCAUGUUGGCGUACUUUCUCUCUCUAUCAAGUUAAACACCCGACAUUGUGUGAAGUUUUUUUUUAUGGGAAGACAUUGUGUGGAGUUGGAACCCGUGUAUAUCCAUAAUUUUGUUUAGUAAUACAUCGACAUUAAUCUGGUUUCCUGAUUUGGGUCUAAUUUUACACUUUUUAUCUCUGUUUCUCUUUGGCGUUUGUAGCAUUUGAGCUCCAAAAAGUGUAGUUUUAUGCUAGGUUUGUUGUGCUUCAAUGUUUUUCAGAGUCUAAUAGGUGAAACCAAUCUCGGAGUCGAAAGUUGGGAGAAAAGGCACAAAGACCGGGCAAAGAGGAGGAUCCAGUCAUAGUUCACGGUCAGAGCUGCGAGUUCACAGUCGCCAGGACCAUGAACUGGAACCAUGAACCGCAAAGCGAAGGGAGUCCAGAGAGGUUUCAGAGGUUACUGACACCGAGCCAGUUCACAGUCGUAAGAAUGUGAACUAAAGCCAUGGACCGUGAACUGAUCAAAUGAAGGGGCGCUUUUUGGGUUGUGUUCAUAGUCCUGGCCUUAUGUUCACGACCGUGAACUGGGCACGAUCUGUGUAUAAAUGAAGAGCUGAAAGGAGAAAGCAGGAGAGCCCCAAGUGAGAGAAACCUUCUUCCUCUUGAAACCCUAGAGAGAAAGUCACGAACCAAGAGGGAGAAGAGGCUAGGGUUUGCUCCAAGUAAAGAUUUGGGAAGUUUCUCUGAAGAGAGGAUCUCUACAAGCACAAGGACAGUUGGAGGCAUCACAAUGAUGGUUUCUUUCUUUUUCCUUUGUGUUUUUCCUUUGUCUAUCAUGGAGUAGUCUCCCUUUUCACUUGGAUGUUGUAGAACCCUAACUUCUACCAUGUAGUUGAUUGUGUGGAUUGAAUGAUUAUGUGUGGCUGGUGUUUAAUUUAACACUUCAGGUAUUUUUCAUGGUGAUUGUGCAUUGUGUGUGCUUGGCAAUCUAUUGUGCUAUUCUAAUAUAUCUCAGAGAGAGACCUCAUUUUCUUAAGAGGCUCAAAUUGAGCUGGGUUGUCUUAGGCAUUCCAUGCCUCCUAACUAGGUUAAUGAAGGGCAAACCUCUAAACUCGAAUUAGACACAUAGGUUAAUUGUGACUAUGCCGUCCAAACCUUGGUUUGAGGGAGAAGGUAAGUCAACUCUCAAUUUCUUGGACCAGAAGGGCUACAAUUGUAGCCUAUAAUGCUUUCCUUGGCCUAGCAAUUGAGAGGAUGAUUUCCAACUAUUGUUGCACCUCCUACGGUUAGCAAUUGCCUUGUCGCACACCGAUUCAUUCGAUCCCACAGUUCAUGGUAGUUAGUUAGGAGGAAGCAACUCCCGAGUGAAGCUUCUGACCAAGAGUUUCAAAACUUUUACUUUUCAAGUCUUGCUUUUCUAUAGUAGAUUGUAGAGAUUCUCACAGACAACAUUCCGCAAAAUAAUGUUUCAAACAAUUGAAGUAGUGGUACAUGGACCAGCCCGAAUUGAUAUUUAAACAUAUUUGGCCUAUAUUACACUCAUUUAAGAUUUAUACAUGGGACUUAAGUGGGAUUUUAGUGUGAUAUUCAGGUUGUCAUUUCCCUCAAUCUAUUUUUGUAUAUGGACGACGGUUACCAUAUACCCCCUCCUAUUUGCUUGCGGUCGGAAGGCAGGUUAGUUAGGAGGUUGUAAUGAAAGACAGGAGGUGGCCGCUAAAAAUUUAGAAAAGCGGUUGAAAAAAGAAGGCGAUUAAUGAUGAAGUGAAAGCAUGUAUUGGUGUAUACGUAAUAAUCAUGCAUGGGAUCCUUUUGAUGAUGAUGACUUCUCCUGGAGAAAGAGAAGAGCACAGAGGAGAGAAUAUGAUGGCGAUGAUCAUCAUAUCAUAUCCGAUCGAUAUAUAGACAGUAGAUGAAACCAAAAACAGCCCCAAGGGGACCAGUAACGUAUAUAAUUUGAUCGAUCUAUAUGCAUAAUAAUUAUAUUCUUUAUAUAUGUUUUUCUUUCUUUUCUUUUUCUGGGGUUUUUGCUGGACCUUUCGUUGUUUUGUCAAUUUGCGUUUGGUUUUGUUGACAUCGAAAGUAAAGUAGGACAUUUGGGAGAAGUAAAAAGGGCAUGCGAUGGAAUGGAUUUCCCUUUCGCCCUUUUAUUUCCCUUGGCCUUCAUCUCCUUUCUUCAUCGCAAACAAACAAAGAUGGAUCGAGUCCCACUCCCAACCCAUGCCACUACUUCUGGCUAUAUAUGCAUAGCUUGCUUUUGAUCAAUUAAUUUUUUAUAUUAGGGAUGGUGAAAAUUUGAAUCCAUAAAUGGUGGAUUAAUCUCGUCAUCAUGGCAUCAUCAUCAUCAUAAACUCAUCUCCAGACCCUCUCUCCUUUCAUGGCCUGGACACAAACUACAGUUGAAUCUCAUUGACCAAAUAUAUAGUGCUUUAUGCUUAGUUCAAAUAUUAGCUUCUAAUAUGAUGUUGACGAAGAAGUAUUAUCAUCUACGGAUGGGUGUGUCAUUUGUCAUCUGUGGUCGUGUUUUUGUUUCAAGUUUGAGUUUAUAGUAAGGAUUGUUGAUCAUUACUCAAUAAUCUAAUUUUAAUUAAUAGGGUUCCUUGACACAUGCAUGCUUAGUUUAUUGGCACGGGUAAUUUAAGUGGCGAUUUUAAUGUGUACAAUAAAGCAGGUGGGAUUAGUACAUACCUAUGAACCCUGGAAAGCUAUUGCUAUUGACAUAAGCUAAUAAUAGAAUAGAGGUCGGCAUGCAGCUAGACUGAUAAAGCCUAUCAAGUGGUACAAAAUUGUCUGUUUCUGUCUGCAAUACAUAUAAUGGAGAGAGAGAGAGAGAGAGAGAGAGAGAGAGAGAGAGAGGGUGGGGAAUUUGCAUGUGCAUGUGGGAAUAAUGAGUGCAACAUGUCAGUCCAUGCAUGUGAUGUGAGUCAUUAGGGUAAAGAAAUGAACUCCACUACUAUAUAGCUAGGGUUUUGAUUAAGCUUUAACUUAUAAAUAGCAGAAAAAAAAUACACAAAGAAACUCCAUUCUAACUUCUAACUAUAUAGUUCAUCAGCUAACUGUUUGAAUACAAUUACACUCAUGAUCUAGUUAGUUUCCACUCCAUAUAUUUUUCGGUAAUAUUUGUGACAACUGAAGUAAGCCAAUUAAGUAAUUAACCCAGUACUCAACUGAAGCAAUGAUCAAUGGCGGAUUUAGAAAUUUUAAAUAGGGGUGUCCUCUUAAAAAAAAUUAAAUUAAAUCAAAAUAUUAAAUAUGAAAAUAUUCAACUAGUAAAAGUUAGAAUAAAAGUUCAAACAUGUUUCGUAUUAUGAAAGAAUGGUAAAAUACAUUCGGUGUAUACACUGCUCAACAAAUCUCUAGUGACAUAUCCUAAUAGACAAGGGUAACCCGUAAUUGAGUUUAAUCGUUAGGUUAUGAAAAUAAUUGGGGAUAAGAAUAGCCUUUUACAAUUAUAUUUUGAUCUAAAACAUAACUACAAAUGAGUGGUAGUCUAAUUGAAACUAUAUUUACUAAUAGUAGUAGUGUUCCCAAGUUCAAAUCACAUAGACCCUAUCACUUAAAUAUUAUUUGUACCCAUAUGCAGAAUACUAUAGGAGGUUGAAUGAUCAUUUUUCAUAUUUUAAGGGUGUUCCACUAUUACUAAAUUUUUUUACCCAUACACAAACUACUAUCGAAGGUUGGAUAAUCGUUUUUUCAAAUUUUAGUAGUGUCGCGGGAUACCCCUAAACCUCCAUAUAUCCGCCGCUGGCAAUGAUGGAUGGGCUACUAAUAACAUUGCAGAAAAUACAAAAUCAGAAAAUUUUACUGGGUUGGGUUGGGUGCUGACAGAUCCAAAUAAUUGCUUCUGGGAAAGAAGAGAAGAAGAGGGGAGGGGUGGGGUGGGAAGAGUGCAUGGCGUAUGGGCGGGAGCUUAAACUUGUCAGGUGAUUGAGCACAUCAAAGACUUAUUCUUCUUCUUCUUCUUCUUCUUCUAUUCUCGCCUAUAUAUCUGCACUUUUCUUUUUUGUGCUCCUUAUAAAAUAAUGAUAUGCAUUUGUUUCCGAGUGCAUGCAUUUGUACUUUUGUUCCCCAGUAGUGUUGUGUUGGAGAAGUGCGUCUCUCUAUUUGGUCAAUGGUAGUCAAAGCAGCAGACCCCCACGCUACCACGCCUUCCCACAGACGACAGAGUCGCACCAUUUUCCCACUUUCUAACACCUCAGCUUCCUGCAUGCUCCUGCCGUCCUGCCUGCGCCCACAAGAUUCAUAGAAUAUAUUUGUGUGCAAUACAAAUCACGUAUGGAGUGCUAGCUAGUGGGUGGAUAUUGACUAAUAUUGAUUGUAGCUGUUGGGAAUCCAAGACAACAAAGGUACACUACUUGUUUGUUUGUGAUAGUAAAUUAAAAGUGGCUGAUGCGAAUUGUAUAGCUUUCGCAAAAACAAGGGCGAUGAUAAUCGGUGUUUAUAUUAUCGAUUAGGCUGCACGAGGAUCAGUCGAAAACAUUGGUUUAUAUAUAUACACACAUUCUGCUUUAAUUUAAUUUGUACGUGUUUAAGUUUACUUGUAUACAAAAGAGAGCUGGCUCUCAGCUUUGAUAUACGUGAUUUUUGUCAUUCAGCGCAGAAAAAGAGAGCUCUCAGCUUUGUUUUACUAUGUAUGUAUGUAGCAAUUGAUGACUGCGAGUUAGGUAGGGUUAACACAAUAUGUACUUAGAUUAGGCUACGAAUACAAUUACCAUACUCGAUGGAAACUGUUGUGUAUUAUUAUUGAAAUUAUAUAGGUUUAUGUAGAGUACAGAAACUUAGUUCUAUAAUAUUAUGAUUUGAUAAAGAAUAUUACACUGCCCAAUUACAUAACAGUACUCAUAGUAUAACAUAAUACUACUCGUACGUACUACCCAUACUAUAGGAAUAAAAACCGGUUAAUCUUGAUUUACUGCUUGAUAGUAGCUACUAGCUAGCUACAUAGAUAAGAUAACCCUCUUCCUUUCUUCAAUCUAGAUUGGGACAAUGUUGUUGCGCGGUAAUUAAAUGUUACUAUUGGCUAGGUUGGUAGGUAGGUGAUACAUCAAUCAUUAGGGGCAGAAGGGGGCAAGGCAGAUAUACAUACGGUCGAAUCAGCAGCAGUCGUAGUACUCUUCCUCCCUCUCUGGUUUUGUAGGGAAUGACAGACAGGUUAGGUGAUAGCUAGCUUCAUGAAUAUAACAAGCAAAAAUCCAUGGCUUGGCGGAUCGAGGAUGGAUUGGAUGGAGUGGGACUAGCUAGUAGUAGUACUACGUCUACUACUACUCCAUCCGUUAUUAGGGUAUUAUUAUUGGUAGGGUGGCUGACAAACGUGCCCAUGAAGUUGGACUAGUUGGUACUACUACUCCAUCCCAUUUUUUCUUCUACCUCAUCAUUUCACAUUGCACCAUCUUAUCUAUGUACCUCAAACCACUGUAAAAAAGUAGGCUAUAGCAAGUGAGGGUAGUAGUGGUAGAUGACUGUGAUUAGGCGUAGAUUCAUUUACCUCUCUGAACGUACAAGCUAGCUUCAAAAGUAAUUAACAUUGGAACGCAUU
Molecule: messenger RNA, 7181 nt
Organism: Linum trigynum
Lineage: Eukaryota; Viridiplantae; Streptophyta; Magnoliopsida; Malpighiales; Linaceae
Source: the annotation of a GenBank genome assembly